This is a messenger RNA of Camelina sativa (false flax), 1155 nucleotides long. The record is from RefSeq and is a predicted model, not a curated record. Lineage: Eukaryota; Viridiplantae; Streptophyta; Magnoliopsida; Brassicales; Brassicaceae.
AUGGAAGAAACAUCGAAGCGGUCGUUGCCACCUGAGCUAAUAGAAGAAAUACUAAGCAGGACUCCUGCUGAGUCUUUGAACCGAUUCAAGUCGACGUGCAAGCAAUGGUACGAUCUCAUCACCGACAAGAGAUUCAUGUACAAUCACUUGGAUCGCUCUCCGGAACGUUUCAUAAGGAUCGAUGAUCGUCAGACGGUUCAAAUCAUGGAUCCGGUGACCGGAAUCCAUAAAGAUUCACCAAUCCCAGACAUGUUUCAUGAACCAUAUCUGAGUGUUUCUAUGGUUCACUGUGAUGGACUCAUGCUUUGUAUGUGUCAUGACUCGAGUUUCCGACACAUAAGAGGCGCCACUCUCGCAGUAUGGAAUCCGGUAACGAGGAAAAUCAAAUGGAUCGAACCGUUGGCCUGUUACUCUGGAGCUGAUUUCUUUGGGAUUGGAUACGACAAUACAUGUCGCCAUAACUACAAGAUCUUGAGGUUUUCUGGUCCUCUGUCUGUUGGUGAUCCAGAGUGUGAGAUAUAUGAAUUCAAGUCUGAUUCAUGGAGAACUCUUGGUGCUAAGUUUGAUUGGGCUGUAGAUACUCAGUGCAGAGGUGUGUCAUUGAAGGGUAAUAUGUAUUGGAUUGCUAAACGUAAAGAGAAGGAAGAGUUUAUUAUCCUAAAGUUUGAUUUUUCCAUGGAAACGUUUAAGGACAUAUGCGUUUGUCCCUGUUGUAAAUAUCGACAGGACAGAUACGUUUGUCCUAAUUGUAAAACUCGAAGCUUAGGCUGUUUCAAAGGCGAUAGACUCUCUUUGUUACUACAACAUGGUGAAGGAUCGUCAAUGGAUAUUGAGGUGUUUGUGACAAACAAGUUGAGUGACAGGGUUGUUUCGUUUAGCAGAUAUUUUAAUGUCACUCGCCCUCAUCUUCCGGCGUUACAGUAUUAUUUUAAGAAGUCUCUUCCGGGACACUACAUUGGCAAGCACAACAGUAUCAUGAUAUAUGGUGUGAGGCUAGUGAAAAAAAAAGAUGAAAAGUGGUGUACUUGCAUCAUUCUUUACCAAAUUGAUGAAGGUGGGAUCAGAAAACAAAUUGAAACAGGGCGACAUGAAGCGUUACAGUCGUAUAUUUGUAGCUACGCGUAUGUUCCAAGUCUGAUUCCAGUUCCAGAAUAA